AGAGGUCUACACCAGAACCAUUAUUUAGUCAUUACUUAUGAACCAUCCCUGCCGUAAUUUAAUAAAUGGAAGUUUUAUUUCAGUUUCUCCUUGCAAGGGACAACAAUUGCCGGCUUAUAAUUUGACUUCAAACUUGUCCUUGUUUUGCCCCAAUCACUAUUAAUACUGCCUGCUAAUAACACCAAAGAUAGAGGUCCAAGAGGGAGGUUGCAGCAAUAAUAUCAGCUAUGGAGGAUCCGAAGAGAAUGGAAGAAGGGUUAGGUCACACUGCACUCGUUGCUAAUAUAGAUGAUGAGAACAUCCAUUUAAGUGAGAAAGAAGGUAAAACUGAUGGUGGAGAUGACAAUGAAAAGGAAGAAAGGAGAGUGGUUCAUGAUCAUCAGGCUGAGCGUGAAGGAGACAGGCAGCCGGUGGUUAAGCAGAAGAGCAAGAGGGUUGCGACUUUGGAUGCAUUUAGAGGCCUUACUAUUGUACUGAUGAUACUGGUCGAUGAUGCCGGAGGAGUAUAUCCCCGCAUCGAUCAUUCGCCAUGGAAUGGAUGCACCUUGGCUGAUUUUGUGAUGCCAUUUUUCCUUUUCAUUGUCGGAGUUGCAAUAGCACUUGCUUUCAAGAGAAUUCCGAAGAGGAGAGAUGCAGUUAAGAAGAUAAUCCUAAGGACACUGAAGCUUCUGUUUUGGGGAGUUCUGUUGCAAGGAGGAUAUUCGCAUGCUCCUAGUGAUCUAGCUUAUGGAGUCGACAUGAAACUUAUUCGCUGGUUUGGCAUUCUUCAGAGGAUAGCGUUGGUGUACAUGGUUGUAGCUCUAAUAGAGGCUCUAAUCCCCAAGAAUAGACAAACCAUAGAGCCUGACCAUUUUACCAUUUUCACAGCAUACCGAUGGCAAUGGAUUGCGGGAUUCAUUUCCUUUGUCAUUUAUAUGGUCACAACCUUUGCACUUUAUGUUCCGGACUGGAGUUUCACCGUCGACGAAGACCAUGAACGACGCAGAUACACGGUUGAAUGUGGAAUGAGAGGGCAUUUAGGACCUGCAUGCAAUGCUGUUGGUUAUGUGGAUCGAGAAGUCUGGGGCAUUAAUCAUCUCUAUCAGUACCCAGUUUGGAGCCGCUUGAAGGCUUGCACUCUCAGCUCUCCAGGUUCUGGCCCAUUUCGGAAGGAUGCUCCUAGUUGGUGCCGUGCACCAUUUGAACCUGAAGGCUUGUUGAGUUCUAUCUCUGCUAUCCUCUCUGGCACCAUCGGCAUCCAUUACGGGCAUGUUCUGAUUCAUUUCAAGGGUCAUGCUGAAAGGCUCAGGCAAUGGGUCUCAAUGGGGGUUAUCUUACUGAUUGUAGCCAUCAUUCUUCAUUUCACUGAUGCUAUUCCUAUCAACAAACAGCUCUACAGCUUCAGCUACGUCUGUUUCACAGCUGGUGCUGCAGGAAUUGUAUUCUCUGGAUUCUAUGUACUGAUUGAUGUUUGGGGAUUGAGACCGCCAUUUUUAUUCCUAGAGUGGAUAGGAAUGAAUGCAAUGCUUGUAUAUGUGAUGGCAGCACAGGGUAUCUUUGAAGGUUUUAUUAAUGGAUGGUAUUACAAGUCUCCAGACAACACACUUGUCUAUUGGAUCCAAGAUCAUGUUUUCAACGAUGUAUGGCACUCAGAGAGGGUAGGAACCCUGUUGUAUGUGAUAUUUGCACAAAUCACAUUCUGGGCAGUUGUUUCAGGCGUCUUGCACAAAUUGGGCAUAUACUGGAAGCUCUGAGAAGCCGAAUUUACUUCUGGAAAUAGGAAGUUUGAUACACUUGUCAGAUUCACACAUGUAAUUCAAAUCUUCAAAGUUUGUUUGUUUAUGGUUUUUUUCCCAUUAAUAUUGUGCCAAAUUGGGUUUGUUUGAGUGAAAAUUGUAGCACUUUCAAUCUCCAA
Molecule: messenger RNA, 1894 nt
Organism: Populus trichocarpa (black cottonwood)
Lineage: Eukaryota; Viridiplantae; Streptophyta; Magnoliopsida; Malpighiales; Salicaceae
Exons: 13
Coding region: 228-1733 (501 amino acids)
Source: RefSeq, a predicted model, not a curated record